AAAAACAAUUAAUUGCGUUGCACGCUUAAUAGUGUAAACAGUUUUUUAAACGCAAUAAUCGUCAGAAGUUUUUCUCAUUUUCAUAUUUUCAUAUGUUUAGUGAUGUAAUUAAUACGAUUUUUGUUGUUUUCUCUUGUUGUUUUUUUGUUCGAUGCAUAAAUUGUGUCCCACAAGUUGAUUGACAUCGUCAAGCAUUAGGACUAAUUUGGCCAUCAAAAGUGAUCAAGUUCAGUUUUUUGGCGCCCAUUAGCAUUUCCCGUAUAAGCAGCUUUACUACGCACACAUACAUACACACACACACACACACACACACACACACAAAUCAUUAUGUUCAUAUUGCACAUGGGCACAUUUUUUGGCAAGAUCAACGUUUGUUAUUGCAAUCGAAAAACAUUAGAGAAAAGUGAUGUUUAGUGGUUGAUGUCGGUGUCGGUGGCAUAGUGUCUAACAUAUACAUACAGUUCACAGAUAAUGCCUUCUUGCCUAAUUUAUUAUUAAAAAAAUAUAUAAAUGAUAAACGCAAAAGCACCUGCUCAUCACCGCGUCGCUUUGUGUUUUAUUGUUUUUGAACUUACGCUUUCACUAUUUUUAAGUCCGAUGGAAUGCUUCGUUCGCAUGGGCUUGCGGCGUAUUAGUGGGCCAUCCUCUGGACACGAUCAAGACGUGGCAGCAGGCUUCGAAUUCUAACGUCUUUACUGCUACUAAGCAAAUCUACGUUCGCAAUAAUGGAAUUAAAGGCUUCUAUCGUGGCAUGUUCUUUCCGUUUGUUACCACUGGUGCCAUCAACUCAAUACUGUUUGGUGUCUAUGGAAAUCAUAUGCGUCAACUGAGGCGAGUCUGUCACAGUGACUAUCAGCGUGAACAAUUGGAAUACAAACACAUGUUUCUUGCUGGCUCCAUAGCCGGGUUUGUGCAAUCAUUCAUAGCCUGUCCAAUUGAAUUGGUGAAAGUACGAUUACAGACACAAUUCUAUUACAAUGAAUACGUGAUGGGGCAACGGCGAACACCGUUUAACACAUUCAAAAGAAUCUUGAAAAGCGACGGUAUAUCGGGUAUAUAUAGAGGCUUAUUGCCAAUGAUGUGUCGUGAUGUUUUCCCUUACGGCAUUUAUAUGCUCGCCUAUCGUCACACAACAAAAUUUUUAGACAGUACACCGUUUGUCCAACAACGUCGUGAAGGUCGCAAAAAAGACGAGUCGCAAGUGGAUCUAAUUGUUACCACAUUGGCUGGAGCUUGGGCCGGUAUACUCUCCUGGGUAUGUGUUAUACCGUUCGAUGUGGUCAAGACAAUAAUGCAGGCCGAAGAAAAUCGUCAAUAUCGUUCUACUCGUCAUUGCUUGGUAGUAAAUUUUCGGCGUUAUGGUAUGCGGAGCUUGUUCCGGGGCAGUUGGAUGUUAGUAGUUCGUGCGAUACCUGUAAAUGCGGCCACGUUUCUAGGUUACGAAUAUGCUUUGGAAUGGGGACAAAAAUAUCGCGACUUUUAUAUGUAAUGAAUGACUUGUUAAGGCAAACUUGAUAAAAUUUCGAAAACUGAAAAGUAUUUAAAAUCAUCAUCGCAUUGGAUUUAAAUAUUUAUUAUAUUUUUUAAUUCACUUUUAAAGACAAAACCUGAAAGUUGUACGUAUAUGGAAACUAUUUAUAUAUAUUUAGGUUUACCGUUUAACAACUAAAAUAAAAAAAUUAGUUAAAUUAAUUUAAAGAAAGCAAUUUUACGAUAAUAUUUCACUCAAAAUGUUAUUUAAUUGCUGUUCUAAGAACCCUUGGGUGAGGAAGACGGUAUUUCAAUAUAAGUGAACCUAUGCAACUGUUUCUAAAUUCUAGACAAUAGAAGACAAGUUUCGUGUUUUGUUCUGUACGAGUUGAUUUGUCAGACAAGACUAGGAAGUCGUUAGCAUUAAACGUGAGAAAUAGAAGAAAAGGAAAGAAAAGAAAGUAAGAAAGCAAGCUCAGAAACAAAUGAAAUUAUGAUCAAGCUUUCUUAAUGCCUUAGUCUCAAUCCCUAGGAUAUAGUGCCGAAAAUAUUUGACAUAGAUUUGUCGUGUCUGUCUAUAGAUUUGCUUUUGCAUUUACGAUCCUAAUCAGUUUGUAAACAUUUUUCAAUUUAAAGGUUACCCAGUUUUCUCUAUGUCCUAUUCUAAACAUCAGCUAUACCUAGACUUUAUAGGCAUUCAUAAGCAUUUGAAGGUUUACAAGAAGACGCAACUAAACGAAAAACGGGGAAAACACGUUAAAUUCGGAAGACAAAUAAAAAAUGGUCUUUUCAAAGUGUCGCUAGAUAUACAUGUUCCCCAUUUUUCAGGCAAUUUGUAGAUACCACGUCAGUGAGAAUUUUCCCCUUUGCUGCGAAGUAUUCAUCGAGUCAUUCUUGUAGCAUCUUCGCAUGAGUAAGUCCAGCAAACAAAUGAUAAUCGGAAGGAACCAAGUCGGGAGACAAAAGCAACGUGACCAGAUGAGUGUUUCCAGCCUGUCGCAAAACGAUUUUCCAAUAUGGUUCGAUGAAUGAAUGUCAUGUAAAAAAAUGAUCUUUUGUUGCUCCUUUUGAUAUUUUGGUCGUUUUCUAGAUAGCGAGCGGCUUUAAGAGCAUCGUCAAGCAGAGAGCAUCGUCUUCUUGUUGAAGCGAGCACCUUUUGCAGUCGCUCUGGAUAAUGCGCUUGGGUCUACCCAUGACCUUUUGUUCUUUGGGUUCUCAAAAUAAAAAUCAAUUUUUCAUCCCUAGUAAUGGUACGAUCCAAAAACAACUUUAGUAUAAAAUUCGACACUUUGAAUGCAAGAAAAGAUUGCUAUUCAAAUACUUUUUCCGUUUAUCAAUUUCGCUUAUUUAACACUUGUUGAUGGUAUAGCAGACAGUCGUAUAUGCAAAAUCUCUAUUCUAUUCUACAUAACGCCUUUGCGUCCCUCCGGUCUGUUUCUCUAAUCCAUAGUGAAUAUUUAUUAUUUGUAAAAGGACGUCGGUACCUAUUGCUGACUUGAAAAGAUGUAAGCACAUCCCUUGCACAAAAAUACUUGUACUUACUUACGUUACUUUUGGUCUCAGAUUAUGGAUAAAUAAAAUCAAGAGAAAUAUAGUUUUUAAGUUGUUUUCAAUAGGUUUUGUUCCCUUAAUUCUAACUCUUUUGUACAUUUGAAUGUGAAGAUUUGGAGUUGAAGCUGGGAAAACCCAUUAAACCUAAGUUAUCCUAAAUGGGGCCUUUAAAAGUAGGCAACAAAUUUUCUCAUUUUAUCUCUGUGAAGUAGAAAACAAAAACAUGCAUUCGUUUUCCUUAAGUCGUGUCAAGUAAUAAUCUCACCUAAGCUUAACAUGACCACAGUUCCAACUAUACAAAAAGACACAUGACAAAUUUAUAUGUGUAGAGAACCACAUCCCAAAUGUUUCUCUUGUUCGUUUUUAUAUUAACUUCUUACAUGAUUCUUGUCGGGGUGAGUGUUAACGGAUCGACAAUUUUCCCAGUAAAAGUUUAGAAGGUCUUCGCAUAUAUUUUCAUUAAUAUCUGCGAUAGAUAAGAAAUUGAUGUAAGCAGUGACUUUUGUUUUUAAUGGGAGGGAUUUGAAUGGAUUCUUAUUCUUAAAAUAGGUCCUUAUGUGAGGUCAAAAAGUCUAGUUUUUGGUAUGUAACGGGGAAAAUAAAUGAAAAAUGCUAUAAGGUCAAGCAAUAUAAGGCAUUUAAUGAUGAGCCACAUUCGAAUAAAAUAUUUUUACCUAUGUUUUUUUUUGUAGACGAAUUUUUAAAACAAUUAUUCCAUUUUUAGAGCAAACUAUAUGGUAUUAUCCCUUAAGAUGCUGAAGAAAAAUAACAAUAUAAAAAAUUUUGCUUUAUGACGCAACGUUGUGUGUAACUUUUCUACAGAAAUAUAAUUAAAUUAUUUGUGAAGCAAUUGGAAGAAAGGGAGAAGCUUAACACUAAUACCCACCUGCACGAAGAAUGUUUAACAUUUAUUGCAUGAAGAAAAGCCCAAGUAUGCGUAAGGAAAUGACAGAAACAUUUUUAUUUU
Molecule: messenger RNA, 3988 nt
Organism: Glossina fuscipes
Lineage: Eukaryota; Metazoa; Arthropoda; Insecta; Diptera; Glossinidae
Product: solute carrier family 25 member 45
Exons: 6
Coding region: 752-1489 (245 amino acids)
Biological process (GO): mitochondrial L-ornithine transmembrane transport
Cellular component (GO): mitochondrion
Molecular function (GO): high-affinity L-arginine transmembrane transporter activity
Source: RefSeq, a predicted model, not a curated record